Molecule: messenger RNA, 742 nt
Organism: Eufriesea mexicana
Lineage: Eukaryota; Metazoa; Arthropoda; Insecta; Hymenoptera; Apidae
Product: 26S proteasome non-ATPase regulatory subunit 10
Exons: 4
Coding region: 65-742 (225 amino acids)
Biological process (GO): protein K6-linked ubiquitination
Cellular component (GO): BRCA1-A complex; BRCA1-BARD1 complex
Molecular function (GO): ubiquitin-protein transferase activity; protein binding
Source: RefSeq, a predicted model, not a curated record
GAAUACUUCAACUAUUGUAAACAUCACGGAUUUGCUAUAACUAGUAACAUAUAAGAUAAUAACAAUGUCCGAACAAUCAAUUUAUGAUAUGGCUUAUCGUGGCAAAACCAAAGAUAUUAAGAAUUUACUGAGUGAAAACGAUCGAUUAAAAUUUGCUAAAGAUAGUAACCAACGAAUGUUAAUACAUUGGGCAGCACUUGGAGGACACGAUGAUCUAGUGAGAUAUUUAUUGUCCAUCGAUGUACCAGUAGAUCCUACUGAUGAUAUGAAUAUGACACCUUUAAUUUUAGCAGCAUCAGCUGGUCGUGAAAAAGUAAUUAAUACUUUACUAGCUGAAGGUGCAGAUGUUAAUGCCAAAACACAAACGGGUCAUUCAUCAUUACAAUAUGCGGCAUCAAAGAAUUGGAGAACUAUUUGUGUUGCAUUACUAGCAAAAGGUGCUAAUGUUAAUGCGACAGACAAUCGUGGUGCUACACCACUACAUAGAGCCACAUCGAAAGGCAAUAUUGCUAUUGUAAAACUUCUCAUAGAAUUUUACGGACAAUAUUUAGAUAUUGACAAAAAAGAUGCUGACGGUAAUAGUGCGUUACAUUUGGCAUGCGAGGAAAACCGUGUUGAUGAAGCUAAAUUAUUAGUACAAAAUGGUGCUAGAGUAACACUGAUGAAUAAAGAAAAGAAAACUCCUUUGGAUCUAGCUAACCCAGGUCUGGCACUGCAACUGAAAAAAAUACAUGAAAAUUGA